Messenger RNA from Mesitornis unicolor (brown roatelo), 1934 nucleotides. Its product is annotated as AP-3 complex subunit delta-1-like. The record is from RefSeq and is a predicted model, not a curated record. Gene Ontology annotation, biological process: protein transport. The annotation marks the transcript as partial. The transcript has 16 exons. NCBI's taxonomy places the organism in Eukaryota, Metazoa, Chordata, Aves, Mesitornithiformes, Mesitornithidae. Gene Ontology annotation, cellular component: AP-3 adaptor complex.
CGCCGAGAAGCUCGGAAACAAGAACAGGCAAACAACCCAUUUUAUAUUAAAAGCUCUCCUUCCCCACAGAAGCGAUACCAAGACACUCCAGGUGUGGAACAUAUACCUGUGGUCCAGAUUGACCUUUCUGUCCCCUUGAAAGUUCCAGGAAUGCCUAUGCCUGACCAGAACUACGUGAAAUUGGAAGAAGAGCGAAGACAUAAACAGAAACUGGAGAAAGACAAGAAAAAGAAAAAACAGAAAAAGGAGAAGAGAGGUAAACAUCAUCGCCAUAACUCUCUGCACACGGAGAGUGAGGAGGAUAUUGCUCCAGCUCACCAUGUUGAUAUCAUAACAGAAGAGAUGCCAGAGAAUGCUUUGCCAAGCGAUGAAGAUGACAAAGAUCCAAAUGAUCCAUAUAAGGCACUUGAUAUAGAUCUGGAUAAACCCUUAGCAGACAGUGAGAAGCUGCCAGUGCAGAGACACCGAAAUGUUGAGACCUUGAAGUCACCAGAUGCAGAAGCUCCUCUAGAAGAGAAGAAAAUCAAGAAACCCAAAAAGAAGGAAAAGAAACACAAAGAAAAAGAGAGAGACAAAGGAAAGAAGAAAGAGAAAGAGAAAAAGGUAGUAGAGGAGGAAGAAGAAAAAAAGGGGGAAGACUUGGAUUUCUGGCUCUCUAGUGCUCCACCGUCUGCUUCCACUACCCAGCCACAGAGUGAGCCUGAAGUGGGUGCUGCUGUUCUGGCUGAACCUCAAGAGGUUAAAAAGGAAGAAAGGGAAGAGCAAGAUGAGGAGGAUGAUGAUGAAGGCAAGAAAUCCUCCAAGCAUAAGAAGAAAAAGCACAAGAAAGAGAAAGAAGAGAAAUCAAAGGAGAAAAAGAAAUCCAAAAAGAAGAGUCAUCACAGCGAGGAGGAGGCAACAGAGUCAGUGCAGAAUGGAACACUAGAUGAUGAACCACUACCGCCUAUGUCCAGUUACCGCCUUCUUGCUGAAAAUCCAUACAUUAAAAUGACCUACGAUAUUCAAGGAAACCUCCAGAAUGAUAGUCAAGUUACUGUCUCUGUUAUCUUUGAAAACAAAAGCACUAGCUUCCUUAAGAGCAUGGAACUAAAUGUCCUGGACUCUCUCAACACUAAAAUGCUCCGACCAGAAGGAUCAUCAGUACAUGAUGGGAUACCUGUGCCCUUCCAGCUACCCCCUGGAAUCUCUAAUGAAGCCCAGUUUGUGUUUACACUUCAGAGUAUUGUUAUGGCUCAGAAGUUAAAAGGAACACUGUCCUUUAUAGUCAAAAAUGAUGAAGGUUCAACCCAUGAAAAACUAGAUUUCAAAUUGCACUUCAGUUGCGCUUCAUACUUGAUCACGACGCCUUGCUAUAGCGAUGCUUUUGCCAAGCUCCUAGAGUCUGGAGAUCUGCACAUGAGUUCUAUUAAAGUAAAUGGAAUUAGCAUUUCUUUCCAACAUCUACUGGCAAAGAUCUGUUUUCAUCAUCAUUUUUCAGUUGUGGAACGCGUUGACUCGUGUGCAUCAAUGUACAGUCGUUCUAUCCAAGGCCAUCAUGUCUGCCUACUGGUAAAAAAGGGAGAGAGCUCUGUAUCCAUAGAUGGGAAAUGUAAUGAUUCCACCCUCCUUAGCAACUUGUUGGAUGAGAUGAAAGAGACAUUGUCCAAGUGCUGAAUAUUCCUUAUAAAAUAUUCCAACUACAAGAAACACACCUGAUGUGUAAAGACGAGCAGACCCAAGUGUUAAGUUUCUCCCUCGUACGCAUGUACUAUCCUGGGGCACGUGCUUUUCAGUUAACUCCACCGUUGUUUGCAGUUUAGACAUUUUAAGGCUGUAUGUUACCAUUUUAUUUCAAAACUUUUUACAAACCGUGGUGUUAACCCUUUCUAGCCCAAAGAGAUCCUGGUGACGUGACUGGAGGCGGGCGGGCAGGGCGCUAUUUAUUCAGCAGCUCA